Messenger RNA from Trichosporon asahii var. asahii CBS 2479, 1068 nucleotides. RefSeq lists its product as uncharacterized. Lineage: Eukaryota; Fungi; Basidiomycota; Tremellomycetes; Trichosporonales; Trichosporonaceae. Bases 1 to 1068 code for a protein of 355 amino acids. The transcript has a single exon. The record is from RefSeq and is a predicted model, not a curated record.
AUGGUAACGCAACUCGACGCCAGGUUUUACCCCCACAUCAUCGACAGUAUCUUCGAUGAACUCGUGUCCACCCACCCCCGAAAAGCCCGUCUUGUGUGCAAAGCCUGGUGCAACCGCAUCGACACAGACUUCGCCAACUGGUUAGCAGUGGACACCUGCGUUCCGGGAAUACGAAAUCAGCCCGCGCUUGGGCCCUUCGAGGCCUGCCCGGAGCCGUACUCCUGGGAGAUUGUGGCUGCCCGGCACCCGACCAUCGCGUACCAACGACAAUCGCUGUGGGAAGAUCCCGAGACCGACUAUCGCGAGGUUCAGAACGUCCGCGACAUACAGCUUGAGCCAGCAGUCCUCGACAUUCUCGAUUCCGUGGAAUGGGUGUACUGCCCUAUCGGCCUUCCGCCGGCCGAUACAGUGCGCUUCCAAGUCGAAAGAUACCGCAGUAUCUCGUUAGGCUGCGCCAACAUGCUUCCUCACGUGCGCCGCAUCAUUUUCAGCGACGGAGCAUACUCGGACGACCGCGCACGUGUAACCCCAGCUCGCGGUGAGGCGCAUGCUCUUGCGGCCACGUGUACGAAGCAGAACUGCGGGAAGGAGCACACGCAGCGCAUAGUCAUCAACGCUCGUACGCCUGUGCCUCGCGUCGAGCAGAGAAUGGCGUUCUUGCCAGAGGGUCUCCCCGAACUCGUGGUCAUCUUCCACGGUUGGCGCGUCGUGCGAGGGUUCGACCACUCUCGUCUCAUGAACUACCACGCCGGUGAUCCGCUAAAUGAUAUCCGUGAGGUAAUCCUCGCCGCCACCAAACAGGGCACCCGCGUCACGGUCGUAAACGAAGCAAUGUCUGACCUGCGUACUGGUGAAAAGCGAACGAACGUGAUAUGCGUGCACGAGGCAAUUCUCCACUUCCUCAACGUUGACACGGAAAACGACGAGGUUCAUUCACUCGAAACCCUUAGUCCUCUUGUUGAGUUCCUCACACUCGAGGAAUACAAGGCUCGCGUCGGUGAAGAACAGUUCAAGAUCGAGACGAUGACAGAUGUCACCAUUCAGCGCCUCGUCGACAGGAGAGGCUGA